AUUAUAUACGGAUGUGUUGUUUAUUGUCACAGCUGGCACGUCAUCUGACGUCAUGAUACCAUGAAUAUAAAUUUCUUCAUUACAAACAAUUCUCAAUAUAACAAACGUUAUUCUGUGAAAUAGCAUCUUGCAUGCUGUAAUGAAUAUAAGUAUCAUUAUGAAACGAUAUUCGUUUACUGUAUUUCGAAUGUGACUUUAUGGUUUCUUUAAACAUGGUACAGAUUCUCAUCCACUAAACCACCAAGCAGCCUAACAAGUCUACCAAAACAUGUAGAAAACCUGAGAAAACCUAAUAAAACCUAGAAAUGCCUCGCUACGCACAACUGGUAAUGGGGCCAGCAGGUGCUGGGAAAUCAACAUAUGUCAACACUGUGGAACAGCAUUACGCGACACUGCGCCGCAAAGUUCACUGUAUCAACAUGGACCCAGCUGCAGAGCACUUUAAGUAUCCGGUGCAGUGUGAUAUCAGAGAGCUCAUAUCUGUGGACGAUGUAAUGGAGGAUAACGAGCUGAGGUUUGGUCCGAAUGGUGGUUUAGUCUUCUGUAUGGAAUAUUUGAUCCAAAACACGCAUUGGUUGGAAGAAUGUUUGGGUGAAGUGGACGAUGAUUACUUUAUUAUAGACUGUCCCGGUCAGAUAGAGAUUUAUACACACCUGGACAUAAUGGGACGUUUUGUCGCCACCCUAGAGCAAUGGGAUAUCAGGGUGUGUGCGGUGUACUUGCUGGACUCCCAGUUCUUAGUAGAACCGAGCAAGUUCAUAGCUGGAAUGUGUUCAGCACUCAGUGCUAUGGUGCAACUUCAUCUGCCGCAUGUUAACGUUCUCUCAAAGAUUGAUUUGUUAUCUACGAAAGACAGAGAUUCUUUAGAAAGAUGGCUUGAUCCCAAUGAGGACACCAUGACUGAUUUUCUUCAUCGGACCACUAACAAAAAGCACGCAAAUUUAUCAAGAGCUCUAGCCAGACUACUAGACGAUUACAGUUUGGUACAUUUUGUUCCUUUAAAUAUUGAGGAUGAGGACUCAAUCGGUGAUUUAUGUUUACAGAUUGAUAUGUUGUUACAAAUCGGAGAAGACGCUGAGCCCCGAGAACCAAGAGAUCACGACGAUCGUAGGGAUGGAGACGAUGCUGAAAGUGGAUUUGACGAAUCCUGACUUGCUAUAUGAACUUUUGAAGCAUUUCCAAAUAAAGCAUCAUGCAUUUAGUGAAGACUUGAACUUUUUAUACUGUUGAGCCUCUGGUAAGGAUCAGCAAAAUUUUCAAUCAACCUUUUUAUCCUAAAUUAUUUAUUUAUUGACAGUUAACCUGUUUUUAUCAUUUGCAGAUUUUUGGUUCAGAAUCAAUUUUAUGCCUGAAAACUUUAUGUCUGAAAACUCGGAUUUCAAUUCAAUGGUCAAAAUCAAGAAAAAAUACUUCUAAAUUUAAAAUGUAUUAUACCAUUUCAUGAAUG
Molecule: messenger RNA, 1447 nt
Organism: Bolinopsis microptera
Lineage: Eukaryota; Metazoa; Ctenophora; Tentaculata; Lobata; Bolinopsidae
Product: GPN-loop GTPase 3-like
Exons: 6
Coding region: 306-1151 (281 amino acids)
Molecular function (GO): GTPase activity
Source: RefSeq, a predicted model, not a curated record